Carassius auratus (goldfish) is the source of this 2386-nucleotide messenger RNA. RefSeq names its product gasdermin-E-like. The transcript has 9 exons. Bases 228 to 1844 code for a protein of 538 amino acids. Gene Ontology annotation, cellular component: cytoplasm. Gene Ontology annotation, biological process: programmed cell death. Lineage: Eukaryota; Metazoa; Chordata; Actinopteri; Cypriniformes; Cyprinidae. The record is from RefSeq and is a predicted model, not a curated record.
ACCUCUGCAUUGGAAUGGCUGUUUGCAUAUACAGUAUUAUGAUAAUUCUGCGGAUCAUGUAAUGUAAAUAAAGUAUUAUGUAAUCUAAGAUAAUUUAUAUUUGGGAAUAACUGCGGGGGAAAUUCAAUCAGUAAUUGAGUUGCUGCUUUUAUACAGUUUGCAUUCAUCAUUAGGAACAAUGCUUGAGAAAAGUCAGUGAAAGUGUUCACAUUUUCCACUGUGGUUUAAUGCUGUCUUUUUAUGUGUUUUUGCAGAGGAUGUUUGACAAAGCAACAAAGAAACUGGUCCGACAGAUUGAUCCUAACGGUUCCCUGAUUGCGGCUUCCAGCCUAAAUGAUUCCGGAAAACUCCAGCCGCUUGCGGUGGUUCAGAAAACCCACAAAGCCUGGUUCUGGCAGCAAACUAAAUACAAACCCACAGGAUUCAAACUCAAUGACCUGCUGGAAGGGGAUCCAAUUAAACCAGUGUGUGAGGAGAAAGAGAUUGCAUCGAUUGAGGGAGAGUACAACAACUCUAUAACUGGAUCCGGAGAGGUGGGAGGUUCUGCUGCCUGCCUAAAAGCGAAUGGAGAGGGCUCAUCAAAACUUAGUUUAUCCCUCAUGAAACUUAAGAAGGAAUAUGUGGAUAUUCCCGCUCUUCUGAAGCUCACUAGAGGAAGGAGGUUGGACCUCAAAAGCUCUUUUUUCAAGCAUUCCCUCCCAAAAAACAUGGCUUUUACCCUCCUUAAAGAGCGAAUUUUCACCACCCACGACUGCUCCAUCUCUCAUGCUGGACUGGAGAAGGCCAGCUGCCAAGCAUCGGCUGAUUUUGUUCAGGUGUACGCGAAAGACCGCUUUGAAAUUCAGUCUGGCUCUAAGACUUCAUUACACAUCCCACCGGAGACUGUGAUGGCUUACAGUGUCAUUGAAAUGAGGAUCGAAAGUGACGGCUAUUUUGAUCUGGACAUUCUGGAUUUGGCAUCAGAUGACAUUUCCGAGAAUCCCAAUCCCACUUUCUCAGAGGUGGAUGGUCAAUGGCCACAGAUGCAGGAAGGUUUCCCACUUACUACUCUAAAAAACGCACUUGCUGAUGUUCAGACUAGGUUUUUGGCACUGGCGGACUUGUCUGCUGAAAGCCGUUCCUCCAUCCUUCUCCUGUUGAGGAAAAUUCUGAUGGACCGAUCUGUUUUGUCAGCUUUGGUGGAUAGACUUGAGGAGUUACGCAGCGGUGAAGAUCCGUGCUUCUUAAACAACGAGUCUGAAAAACAGAGCCCGAUCAUUGAUGAAUUUGUAGACUUACUGAAAGGCGAAAAACUUUGCAAGAGUGGACUUACCACAUCAACGUCAUUGUCCAGUUACAAUGGAUGUCAGAUAUCAACAGCCAAUCACAGUGAUCCUCUUGUGGCACCUGAGUUAAAUGGAUCAAGCCCCAUACCAAAAGAACAGAGUGGCUGUGACAUGGCUGUAUCCCAUCAGAACGAAUGCUCAACAGAAGCAAGCAGGGAGAGCAUGGAGCGUAUCAGUGUUAUGGAAAUGCUGAUCAAUGCUCUUGAGGAACUCACCGAUGCUGGACUGGACCUGCUAGAGCAGUUCUGCACGUCUGAAGCUCUCCAAAGUCUACAGGAUUUAGUUAUUCAUCUGACUACAAGAGAUAUGCCUAUCUACAAAGACUCCAUGCCUGUUUUCCUCCAAAGUGACGACGAAUUCAACAGAGUAGAAGAACUUUUUAAGUCAUGCAAUGUUUUACUAAAGAAAGAGAAUGACACAUUAACCACAGAAAUUACCUGUAAAGAGGGCUUCCUCCCAAUGGUUCUGUGCGUUGCCAUACAUGGCCUUGCAUCCUUUGUUGCUGCGCAACCGUGUUAGCACUUAAAUAGACUGUUAAAAAGUCAUUUUAAAAUGUUUUUCCAAUUAUAAAGACAUGUUAGUUCAUGCAGCAAUUGCUUGCUUUAGUUUGAAUGUUCCUGUGUGCAGACAUUUGCUUGCUUAUUAAUAUUUUGCACAAAUUCUAUCUUUGUUAAUUCCAUAAGAGUAAUCCAUAUAAUUGUAAUAGAUCUCCAUCAAGGUGCCAUUACUCAGAUUUAUACAGUUUUUAAAUAGCUCUGCAAAAAAGUUAUUAAUACAAACCUUCAUUUUCCAGAUAAUUUUAGUUAUUUUCCAAAACUAAAAUACACUUUUAUUUCAUUACAGUGAAACUGUAGUAAAUUUAAAAACCUUUAUAACCUUUAUCUCUGAUGAUUUAAAGAUUAAAGUUUAAAAAAAAAAAAAAUUUAUUGCAAUAUUUUGUAUAAUAAUUAUGUUUAUUUUGAGUUACUGUAAAUGCAUAAUUUUGACAGAUUUUUAAAUAUUAAUGUUUAUCACUGCACUUGAGCUUGAAUUUUUUACUUAUGUAAAACAUAUGAUAUUAU